AUGACUAAUGGACACUACGACGUAGUUCUAGAACUCAUCUGUUGUGCAACAUCACUUGAUGCAUCAGAGCUUGAAGGUGGAGUUGGCGCAACUAAGGAGAUGCUAAGGUUAACAAAUGAGGAUGGAGACACACCCUUGCACGAAGCUAUUCGAUAUAAUCGGUUUGAUGUGGUAGAAUUUUUAACAAAGGAAAAUUCAGUGUAUUGA
Messenger RNA from Ilex paraguariensis (yerba mate), 207 nucleotides. Lineage: Eukaryota; Viridiplantae; Streptophyta; Magnoliopsida; Aquifoliales; Aquifoliaceae. The record is from the annotation of a GenBank genome assembly.